Molecule: messenger RNA, 918 nt
Organism: Sphenostylis stenocarpa
Lineage: Eukaryota; Viridiplantae; Streptophyta; Magnoliopsida; Fabales; Fabaceae
Source: the annotation of a GenBank genome assembly
AUGGCUCACGAUGCCCCUAUGAUUUUUGCUGUUGGAAUUCUAGGUAACCUUGUCUCCUUCUGUUGUUUUCUAGCACCAGUGCCAACAUUUUAUCGAAUUUGUAAGAAGAAAACCACCGAAGCUUACCAAUCACUUCCUUACGUGGCAGCACUUUUCACUUCAAUGCUUUGGAUUUUUUAUGCUUACAUAAAAACAGGAGAAAUACUUCUUAUCACCAUCAACGCAUUUGGUUGUUUUAUAGAGACAGUUUAUCUUGUCAUCUAUAUCACUUAUUGUAACAAGAAAGCUAGGUUUUUUACCUUCAAGAUGAUUUUCUUGUUCAACGUUGGAGUUAUUUUCUUGGUUGUUCUUCUUACUCACGUUCUGGCAAAAGAACGAACAGCCCGAAUUGAGCUUCUGGGUUGGAUUUGUGUAGUUCUUUCUACCAGUGUGUUUGCAGCACCUUUGAGCAUCAUUAAAGUGGUUAUUCGAACCAAAAGUGUGGAGUUCAUGCCUAUUUCUCUGUCAGUCCUCCUCACAGUGAGUGCAAUUAUGUGGAUGGCAUACGGUAUUCUCCUAAGGGACAUCUAUGUAACACUUCCGAACUUUGUGGGUGUCACGUUUGGAACAAUUCAGAUAGUACUCUAUUUGAUAUACAGAAAGAACAAGCCAGGUAAGGAUCAAAAGCUGCCUGAAAACAAAGACAAUGUUAGCAAUGAAGAAAACGCCAACACAACUGUGAGUGGUGAGAAUCAGGGAGCAAACACUGCUGGAUUUGUUGACAUUGAGAUUGGAGAGAAGAAGGAAGAGAAGAAAGUUCAGGAAGCAGAGAAAAAACAGGACCAAGUUGGUAAUUCUCGUGACCAAACAGAACACAACAACAACAGCAACAAAACAAGAGAAGCUAGCACUCAACUACAACAACACAAGGAGGGUUGA